This is a messenger RNA of Canis lupus familiaris (dog), 1028 nucleotides long. RefSeq names its product H6 family homeobox 2 (gene HMX2). The record is from RefSeq and is a predicted model, not a curated record. Gene Ontology annotation, cellular component: nucleus. Lineage: Eukaryota; Metazoa; Chordata; Mammalia; Carnivora; Canidae. Bases 107 to 928 code for a protein of 273 amino acids. Gene Ontology annotation, biological process: regulation of transcription by RNA polymerase II. The transcript is spliced from 3 exons. Gene Ontology annotation, molecular function: RNA polymerase II transcription regulatory region sequence-specific DNA binding; DNA-binding transcription factor activity, RNA polymerase II-specific.
GAGCCGGGACGUCCUGUUGGCAGGUUCCCGGCAGGCCGCUGGAGCCAGAGGCCAAGCCGCCGCGAGAACCCCUCAUCUUCUGGCGCCCAGAGUGCGUGCUGGAGGGAUGGGCAGCAAGGAAGAUGCAGGCAAGGGGUGUCCGGCGGCCGGCGGCGUCUCCAGCUUCACCAUUCAGUCCAUCCUGGGCGGGGGCCCCUCGGAGGUGCCACGGGAGCCCGCCGGCUGGCCGGCCAGGAAGCGCAGCCUGUCCGUGUCCUCGGAGGAGGAGGAGCCGGACGACGGCUGGAAGGCACCUGCCUGCUUCUGCCCAGACCCGCGCGGCCCCAAGGAGCCGGGCCCCAAGCAUCACCCCCCCAUCCCCUUUCCUUGCCUGGGUACCCCCAAGGGCGGCGGCGGCGCGGGGCCGGCGAGCUCGGAGCGCACGCCUUUCCUCUCUGCUUCGCACCCGGACUUUAAGGAGGAGAAGGAGAGGCUCCUGCCCGCGGGCUCGCCGUCGCCAGGGCCCGAGCGGCCGCGGGACGGAGGCGCCGAGCGGCAGGCGGGCGCCGCCAAGAAGAAGACGCGCACGGUCUUCUCGCGCAGCCAGGUGUACCAGCUCGAGUCCACCUUCGACAUGAAGCGCUACCUGAGCAGCUCGGAGCGCGCCUGCCUCGCCUCCAGCCUGCAGCUCACCGAGACCCAGGUCAAGACUUGGUUCCAGAACCGCCGCAACAAGUGGAAGCGGCAGCUCUCGGCGGAGCUGGAGGCGGCCAACAUGGCACACGCGUCGGCGCAGACUCUCGUGGGGAUGCCGCUCGUGUUCCGGGACAGCUCGCUGCUGCGCGUGCCGGUGCCGCGCUCGCUCGCCUUCCCCGCGCCGCUCUACUACCCGGGCAGCAACCUCUCGGCCUUACCUCUCUACAACCUCUACAACAAGCUCGACUACUGAGCGGCCGCCGCCUCCCGCCGCCCCCUCCCGGCGCUCCGGGGCGCGGCGGGCUGUUGCCAGAAAUACUAAGAAAUACACCAUGUGUAUUCAUUAUCUCUUA